AUGAAAGCCUUUUUCGUCCUUACUUUCGCAGCCCUCUGCCAGUCAGCAUACAGCCUGAGGGAAGGGACCUACAUGAUCGAAUCAGCCAAAUUCGGCAAGUCCCUGGUUCUGACCGAGACCCUCACCCACAGGGGAGCGCCUCUAUCCUUUGACCCCAGGAAUGGCCAGCCUGGCCAGAUUUGGUCCUUCACACCCAGAGACAACGGCUACUGGGAAGUCGAAAACCACCUUGGCGGGAAUAUCAACUGCGGUACCGAGGAAGGCUCCAUGUGCUUUGCGGGCGAGGAGCCUCAGCUCUUUAUGCCCGAGUACAAAGGUGAAAACAAGUAUGAGCUUGUUGCGAAGGGAAGUGGUUAUCUUUUGCGCGUCACCGAGCAUGGGAGCUUGGAGCUCGCUGGGUAUGACGACAGCCUGAGUGAGCAAUUUACCUUGGUCGAAGCCUAG
Penicillium cinerascens is the source of this 444-nucleotide messenger RNA. RefSeq names its product RICIN domain-containing protein. The transcript has a single exon. Bases 1 to 444 code for a protein of 147 amino acids. The record is from RefSeq and is a predicted model, not a curated record. NCBI's taxonomy places the organism in Eukaryota, Fungi, Ascomycota, Eurotiomycetes, Eurotiales, Aspergillaceae.